Molecule: messenger RNA, 981 nt
Organism: Camellia sinensis
Lineage: Eukaryota; Viridiplantae; Streptophyta; Magnoliopsida; Ericales; Theaceae
Source: RefSeq, a predicted model, not a curated record
AUGACGGCAGCCCCGCCACCAGACCCCUCCCCGCCGCCGCCUGCAACGUCACCCAAGUUCAUUGUUGGGUUUGAUCACUCGGAUAUUGGUACGAGAAGUGUGGAUCAGUCCGACCCGUUCUGUCAGAGCAACACUUCCAAUCUCUCUCUCUCCCGGAGUGUUGAGUUAACUCUAUGGGGUGAUUUCUGCAAUAGGGAAGGUCAAAAUCUGCAAGAACUGGUUGACUGUGGGCUUUUCCUAAUUUUAGCUAUCAAAGCUGGGAACGUUAACGACUUCAGUGGGAAAUCUAUAGGGACCAUUUCUUCAACCCAGCUCUUCAUAAAUCCAGAUUCUCCAGAGGCCCAAAGCUUGAGAGUUCGGUUUGAUCAACGAGGCAAAAAUAUUGCUUCUCAAUCCAUCUCUAGAGACAUGCCUGGAGGACCAAAGAAUGAGAUUCGUAAAACUGUGUCACAGAUCAAGGACGAAGGCUUGGGAAGAUCAGAUAAGCCAGACUGGGUUACAGUGAAGGCAUCCAUAUCAUUCAUCAAGACGGAUACGUUCUGCUACACAGCUUGCCCACUGAUGAUUGGAGAUAGACAGUGUAAUAAAAAAGUGACAAGGUCAGGAAAUUCAAGAUGGCAAUGUGACCAGUGCAAUCAGGAAUUCGAGGAGUGCGAUUACAGAUACCUUCUUCAAGCUCAAGUUCAGGAUCAUACGGGGUUGACAUGGGUGACCUCUUUUCAGGAAUCAGGUGAAGAGAUUGUGGGUUGCUCAGCAAAGGAGUUGUACUUCUUGAAAUAUGAAGAGCAGGAUGAUGUCAGGUUUGCAGAAAUCAUUCGUGGCAGUCUCUUCAGAGAAUAUCUGUUUAGGCUCAAAAUCAAAGAGGAAAUAUAUGGUGAUGAACAGAGGGUGAAAAUCACAGUUGUCAAGGCAGACAAGGUGAACUAUUCUGCUGAAAGCAGACACCUGCUUGAUUUGAUCUUGAGAAUUUGCCCUUCCUGA